AUGGCUGCAGAAGUGGGCAUCUUCCCUGAGCUUGCUGUUGCAGUCUGCAACUACUCUCUGAUAGACUCGAUCACCAAAGGUGGCGACGACAUCUUUUGCGUCUGGAGCUCCAACAUGCUCCGCACCAGCUUCCGCCAGUGGCUUGACAAUGGAUUCCAUGGCAUACUUAUCCCAAUGGUCAAACCUGGGCUCGCACCCAGCUUGGCAAGACUGUUUCCGUACAUGUUCGACGAUAGCGCCCGGCAAGUCCGACACAGCGUUCAAGGCACAGAUGCAAGAGGUUCCCAGGAUACCAGCGACCAUGGGGGAGAAUCCUGUGCAUGCCAUGAAACCUUUGUCAACCAAUAUGAUCGAUAUUGGGAGCGAGGAAGUUUCGGAUGA
This is a messenger RNA of Aspergillus tanneri, 381 nucleotides long. RefSeq lists its product as uncharacterized. Bases 1 to 381 code for a protein of 126 amino acids. The transcript has a single exon. NCBI's taxonomy places the organism in Eukaryota, Fungi, Ascomycota, Eurotiomycetes, Eurotiales, Aspergillaceae. The record is from RefSeq and is a predicted model, not a curated record.